This is a messenger RNA of Umbelopsis ramanniana AG, 1618 nucleotides long. RefSeq lists its product as uncharacterized. The transcript has 3 exons. The coding region runs from base 32 to 1429 and encodes 465 amino acids. The record is from RefSeq and is a predicted model, not a curated record. Gene Ontology annotation, cellular component: cytosol; mitochondrion. NCBI's taxonomy places the organism in Eukaryota, Fungi, Mucoromycota, Umbelopsidomycetes, Umbelopsidales, Umbelopsidaceae. Gene Ontology annotation, molecular function: D-glucose binding; ATP binding; fructokinase activity. Gene Ontology annotation, biological process: intracellular glucose homeostasis; glycolytic process; glucose 6-phosphate metabolic process.
CUUUUCACCCACUUCUCACUUCUAACUCCAAAUGGUCAUGGCUUCGUAUGAGCACCUCUUUAACAAAUUAGAGGACCAGUUUCUCUUGACCAAGGAGCAAAUGGCUCCUAUUAUCAAGGGCUUUAUAUCAGAGUACCAAUCCGGCCUUAAAACCCCAUCCAAGGGCAUUGCCUCCAUGAUUCCAUCCUAUGUCACCUCUUUGCCUACUGGUAAUGAGACCGGUACCUUCCUUUCCCUGGAUUUAGGAGGUACCAAUCUUCGUGUGAACGCUGUUCAGCUCCUUGGAGAUGGUCAGGUUAACAUUGUCGAGAACAAGCGUUUGGCCACUGAGGACCUCAAGUCAGGAUCUGGAGACGCUUUCUUUGACUGGAUCGCAGACACUAUUCAAGAACUCAUUACUGUAAAGGCAAAGCACUUGUUCAAGCCUGAGCAAGUGAAUGGUCAGGAUACCCUCUCACUUGGUGUCUGCUGGAGUUUUCCUAUCGAUCAAACUACUUUGAAUAGAGGAACAGUUUUACGUAUGGGUAAAGGCUUCACGAUGCCAAACGUUCAAGGCCGUGAUUUGUCGGAUAUGUUCCAUGAAGCUUUCAAUCGAAAGAAUCUUAACGUCCGCGUCGGUGCGCUGUUGAAUGAUACUGUUGGAACAUUGGUAGCUCACGCCUAUAGCAACCCUCGUUCUCGUAUUGGGUUUAUCUAUGCUACUGGAUGCAACGCUGCGUACCCCGAGAAGGUUUCCAACAUUGGCAAGUGGGAUGAGUCCCAACGCUCUCAAUUCAAUCCUGAUGAUGAAAUGCUCAUUAACACCGAGAUCGAUAUCUUUGGCAACGAUACCUAUUUGCCACGAACCAAAUAUGACCAUCAGCUGGACAAGAAUCAUACGCAACCCGACUUUCAGCCAUGGGAAAAAAUGAUGUCAGGAGCAUACCUUGGCGAGUUGACUCGAUUGGUAGCCAUGGAUUUCAUUCAACAAGGUGCCCUAUUUGAUGGAGAGGUUCCAGCAGGCUGGGAUACUCCUUGGAGCUUCCAAACUGCCAUGAUGAGUUCCAUUGAAAGAGAUAACACCGCAUCACGUGAUGCGUCUGUCAAGAUUCUGGAAUCCGUCUACUCCUUUUCUACUAGACCUUCCAAGGACGAUAUCCAAGCCCUUACUCGUAUCUGCCGUAUCGUGGCUACCCGCGGUGCCAUCAUGGUAGCCGUUGCUAUUGCAUCCAUGAUUGAAAAACAGCAACUGCAUAUCGUUGACAGCAACGAAAUCGUCAUUGGUGUGAAUGGCUCAACUUAUGAAUACUAUCCUUACAUGGAUGUACGCGUAAAGAAGGCUCUCCGUACCUGGUUUGGAGCUGAGGUUUCCGAUCGCAUUCUCUUAGAAAUUGCUCGUGACGGAGGUAGCAUUGGCGGUGCCCUUGUUGCCAUGUUGGCAGCCGAAUAGAUUCUCACCCCCGUCACUGUCGAGUGCAACCUUUGAAAAGCAUUUUUUUUCGUUUACCACCUAGAGGAACAUAGUCUCUUAGAGCGCUUCUGUUUUUGUUUUUUAAUUUGCUUUUUUCAUAUUCUACCUCUUGUACCAUAUCUUUAAAUUUUCAAAUAUAUCUGAUCUACCGAUUUUUGGUUUAACGUC